Molecule: messenger RNA, 2198 nt
Organism: Formica exsecta
Lineage: Eukaryota; Metazoa; Arthropoda; Insecta; Hymenoptera; Formicidae
Gene: Rchy1
Product: RING finger and CHY zinc finger domain-containing protein 1
Exons: 5
Coding region: 369-1478 (369 amino acids)
Biological process (GO): ubiquitin-dependent protein catabolic process; protein ubiquitination
Cellular component (GO): nucleus
Molecular function (GO): zinc ion binding; ubiquitin protein ligase activity
Source: RefSeq, a predicted model, not a curated record
CGUCGUUUCGCGAAAUGUUGCAACCAAUUGUAGUAUUGUAGUGUGCAGGUAGGUAGGUACGCUUGAUUGCAAGGCUAAAUUUCCUUGCGCCGAGUCAAUAACGAAAACGAUCUUGUUCCUCGAGAAUUUUCCUUAGACACUUCUCGCGAGCUCGAUGUAGUUGACAUAUCAACGUUUCUCAUAUUCGACGUUUUCGUACUUUCUCGCGCGUGGAAAGAACUCGAAGAUAUCCCCGAGACACGAUCCUCGAUUCCGUUCAGCUUGCGACGACGACGACGCAUCACUCUAGAAAUGCACCAUAUUCGGUGUUAAUCGGCAAGAAGGCCGUACCUUGGAUCGAUGAGAAGAAAGAACUCAAUUAUAUCAGUAUGCAGAACGACGAGAAUAAAACGCACGACGCUGUAGUGGAUAGCGAUGACGAGGAUCAGAGUUUUGAUACCAAGAAAUCCACUGCGGAUCGCGACGACGAGGUUCCCAGUCGCGGCACCGACAAAGCCACCGCGGAUCAUGACGAGGAUGGAUCGAGCCGUGGCAACAAGAAGUCCACUUCGAGUAGUAACGACGAGAAUCCCGGUUGCGGCACCAAGAAAUCCGUUGCGAAGAAUGAGAGCUAUGCAUGGCCUAUGUAUCGCGCGUCCACCUCGCGAGAGAAAUUGCUCGCCACUCCGGAGGAUGAUUAUGGCUGCGAGCACUAUAAACGAAAGUCCAAAUUUGUGACUCCUUGCUGCAACAAAGUAUAUACAUGUCGUUUUUGUCAUGAUGAGCAGGAGGCACACACAGUAAAUAGGAAAGAAGUCACAGAAUUGAUAUGUGUUCUCUGUGAUACUCGUCAACCUGUUCAAGCCACUUGUCAAAAUUGCCAUUGUCAAUUUGGCAAAUAUACAUGCCUCGAAUGUAAUCUUUUUGACGAUGAGGAUAAAAAUCAAUACCAUUGCGACGGUUGUGGAAUAUGUAGAGUCGGUGGCCGUGACAAGUUCUUUCACUGUGCAAAGUGCAACAUGUGUUUGCCAGUUCAACUACAAAAUGGACAUACGUGCAUAGAGAAUGUCUCACAUUCCAAUUGUCCUGUGUGCCUCGAAGAUAUUCAUACGAGUCGCACACCAUGUCACAUUCCCGGUUGUGGACACUUGCUACAUCGUACAUGUUUCAAGGAAUUGUUGCAGUCAGGACAUUAUGCCUGCCCGACAUGUCAAGUGUCGCUUUUAGAUAUGACGGAUUUAUGGAAAUAUUUAGAUGCAGAAGUAUCACUAACACCGAUGCCAGAGGAAUACAAGGACUAUAAAGCUGAUAUUUUGUGCAAAGACUGCCACGAGGAAUCGACAGUGAAGUUUCAUAUUGUUGGAUUGAAGUGCUUAAACUGUGGUAGUUAUAAUACCUGCAGGAUAAAAGGCUCACCUUCUCCAGUUUGUACAGAUCCAGAUGUCCUACCAGAAGCAGCAGCUGGUGGUAGUAGUAAAGAAGAGAAGGAGCAAUCGUAAGGCUAAAAAUCGGAGUAUCAUCUGAAAUUAUCUAUCAAUUACGGAAGAAGUACAUCAUACUAGUAUUGUUGGGAAAAAUUUUAUAGAUAAAUUUUGUCUUUGACAUUUUGUAGCAAAUUGCGCUUUUUGUUGCCUUUAUAGUACUCUAAUCGAGAAUUAUUUAGCUAAUUGCAAAUUUUAGUACAUAAAAAUUAAAUAUUAUUAUUAAAUGAGGCCAGAUGUCAUCAAAAAAGUACAUAGCUGUUUUCAGUGAUUAUCUGUGACACAUUUUAUUGUAAUUUUUUGGAUCCAAUAUGUAGAUCAUUUCAUUACCAUCUUAAAAUCUUUAAAAAAAUGAUACAUAGAUUUCUUGUUUUUUUGUCUCGUUGAUUACAUUGUAGUUAAAAACAAUAGUUAAUGAAGUGAUCAACAAGAGAACAUUUUGUGGACAUUCCUUUUCACAUAUGUACACAUGGGGACAAAAGUGUUUUAAUACAUGAUUUUAGGCAGCAGACACACCACACACACAUAUAUAUAUAUACAUAUGGAACAUCCAAUAUUCUUCGAUAUGUAUAUACACAAAUUCAUGUUAAGACAUUUCUAUUCUUGUGUAUACAUCAUGUUUACAUUAAGGAUUGUUAUUUGUUUUUAGUAUUUUUAUUUUAUGAAUAUACAGGGUGUUCCACAAUUUGUGUACUACCUGUUAAUAGCAGAUUCUUGAAGAUAUUUGGAAAUAAAAAU